Molecule: messenger RNA, 1443 nt
Organism: Jaculus jaculus (lesser Egyptian jerboa)
Lineage: Eukaryota; Metazoa; Chordata; Mammalia; Rodentia; Dipodidae
Gene: Ankrd46
Product: ankyrin repeat domain 46
Exons: 6
Coding region: 324-1010 (228 amino acids)
Molecular function (GO): protein binding
Source: RefSeq, a predicted model, not a curated record
UUAGUCCAGAAAGUUCCUGGCGGGUCAUGAGUUCAUAGUCUGGGCAGACAAGGGAGCUAUGAGUGAUCUGGCCAGCAUGUCACAUUGCCCACGUCCAGACAGCUUUCGCACCCAUUCCACUUCGGUCUCAGAUAAGGAAACUGAGGUGCAGACUCUUAACUUGUCUGAGGUCAAACAGCUGUCAAAAGGUCCUUUCUGGCACAUUGCUGAAUAUUUUUGUCGGAUCUUGACAAGAAUUCCAAUAAAGUACUCCAGUGACCGCUGAAGGAGAGAGAGAUCUAAUCUUGCAGCUUACGGUGUAUCGCGUCUACCACGCCGGAGCAAUGUCCUACGUUUUUGUAAAUGAUUCCUCUCAGACAAAUGUGCCAUUGCUGCAAGCCUGCAUCGAUGGUGACUUUAACUAUUCCAAGAGGCUUUUGGAAAGUGGCUUUGAUCCAAAUAUACGUGACAGCAGGGGCAGAACAGGCCUUCACCUUGCAGCAGCCCGAGGAAAUGUGGACAUCUGUCAGCUGUUGCAUAAAUUUGGUGCUGAUCUGCUGGCCACAGAUUAUCAAGGAAACACGGCCCUUCACCUCUGUGGCCAUGUGGACACCAUCCAAUUUUUAGUUUCCAAUGGGCUCAAAAUUGACAUUUGCAAUCAUCAAGGUGCCACUCCUUUAGUUCUUGCAAAGCGCAGAGGAGUGAAUAAAGAUGUCAUCCGGUUGCUGGAAUCUUUGGAAGAACAGGAGGUCAAAGGAUUUAACAGAGGAACCCACUCAAAACUGGAGACCAUGCAGACCGCUGAAAGUGAAAGUGCCAUGGAAAGCCAUUCUCUCCUCAACCCCAACCUACAGCAAGGUGAAGGAGUCCUGUCCAGCUUUCGGACCACGUGGCAGGAGUUCGUGGAGGAUCUGGGCUUCUGGAGGGUGCUGCUCCUGAUUUUUGUCAUUGCACUGCUGUCACUGGGCAUCGCCUACUAUGUGAGUGGCGUGCUGCCCUUCGUGGAGAAGCAGCCCGAGCUGGUGCACUAGAGGUGCUGCUGCAGACGAGAGCUGGCCGGGAGCGCGGCAGCGUUUUGUUUCCCUCGUGCGUCUUUCCGUCCUGUGACCCUCUUGGAGGAAUGGUGCGCUCAUUUGAACUGUGUAUUCUGGUCAGGUGUAUCACGUCCUGAUGCUCCCUGUGACUCAGCCUAACUUGUGAAGAAAACCUACCCAUGGCCUGUUUGAUCAAAGCAUAGUAAUGAGUGGAAAGGAGCCAACGGAAGAGGCUAGAGUCCUCCCGGUAGAAACCUCAUCCUCACGUAGGCCCAGUUAACAUUCCCAGAGAGCAGAGUGCUUUCUUGCGUUACUCUAUUUCGUUGGCAGAUUUGCUUUUGCAAGAAUUCCCUUUCUCUUCUGUUUACUUUCUCCGGGGAAUGAGGAGAGAAACCUUAAUCUUAAACUUGAAUUAUUUUAUUCACAUCCU